GGCCAUUUAUUUCUUAUUUAAACUAAAUUGAAGACGAUCAACAUCAACCAUUCGUCAGUUGCAUCAUCCGCUGUGAACAUGUGGAUCCCAACGCUCUUUGCUGUUACUGCCUUCGUUGGCUGCAUUGCUGGCGCUGCAUUGCCGACACCUCGUUGCGAACUAAGUCUUCGCCCCUACAUGAUAGAAGACGAUGAAUUUUGUGACAAGUACUAUGUUUGUCUCAACGGAACGGCGACAGAAGAAUUUUGCGACGACGGUCUCGUGUUUGACAUCACAAAGGAUAAAUGUGAACUACCCCAUGCUGUCCAAUGUGGCGACAGGAAAAAACAACAAAAUCCUCGACCAACUUCUAAUUGUCCACGCCGAAAUGGAAUGUUCCCUGUGAAAGGAUCUUGCGAUAAGUUCUAUCACUGCACCGACGGACAACAUACUCUCAUUGCGUGCCCUCCGGGUGUAAUUUUCGAGCCAUUGGUUGGAGCCUGCGUUCACGCCGAUCAAACAAACAGACCCAAUUGCAGCGCAUCCCAAGUUCUCAAUUUCAUGUGUCCUAAUAUUGGAUCCGGGGCCAAUCCAUCAGCUUCUCUUCGUUUUGGUGAUCACGAUCGACUUGCUCAUCCGACUUCCUGUCGCCAUUUCUACAUGUGUCUUUUAACCGGAAUGCCACGUCUUGGAGGGUGCACGUAUGGAUUGGUUUUUAAUCCGGUGUCUGGUCGCUGUGAUCAGCCCCAAAAUGUCCGUGGAUGUGAAAAGUGGUAUGGAGAGGAUGAUCCGAUUGAAGAGGAUGACAUUCCUGAUGCCACUGUCGCGCCGGCACUUUCGUCUAGAAGGAUCAACAACUCAGCUGUCCGGACAGCUGCUCCAGCAGUGUCUGUUGCCAGAGUCGAGCCAGGAGAAGUGGCCAAAUCGAAAAGCCACCAGCCAAUGCGCCGUUUGUCUACGGGAACUAAUCGUUUCGGUCUAGUUCAGGAAGAUCCGAUCGAUUUCGAUAAAUCCGAUUUGGACGAAGAAUAACGUUUUUUUUUCAUUACUCAAUCGAUGAUCUUAUAGAAAUAAUUUCUUGUGUAUUAUGUGAUCCAUUUCUAAGUAAAAAUUCUAUUU
This is a messenger RNA of Daphnia pulicaria, 1098 nucleotides long. RefSeq lists its product as uncharacterized. Gene Ontology annotation, molecular function: chitin binding. The transcript has 9 exons. The record is from RefSeq and is a predicted model, not a curated record. Gene Ontology annotation, cellular component: extracellular region. NCBI's taxonomy places the organism in Eukaryota, Metazoa, Arthropoda, Branchiopoda, Diplostraca, Daphniidae. The coding region runs from base 79 to 1011 and encodes 310 amino acids.